Messenger RNA from Strongylus vulgaris, 609 nucleotides. The record is from the annotation of a GenBank genome assembly. NCBI's taxonomy places the organism in Eukaryota, Metazoa, Nematoda, Chromadorea, Rhabditida, Strongylidae.
CUGAGACAACUCGUUCAAAGGGAAGCUAGAGAGGUGGGACAAUUUCAAAUAAUCAUCUUUUAUCCAUCUUUAAGCCUACUUCAGGUUCGAGAACAUGCUCAAGUUCUUGUCCCUCAAGGUGUAGUAGAUGAAGGAAAGAAGCUUCCAUUGCCUGAUACCGGCCUUGAAGGAGCACUCUUCGAUAUGUUGGAUGUAGAAACAGAUCCAACUCUCAGGGCGCAUGUACAGGAAACCAUAAUAUCACUAGUACAAGCCACCUGUGGUGACCUAUUGAAUCAGUGGUUACUUUUAUGCAAGGACAUUUUGGCCACGUCUAGUGAUAAUACGAGAAGUACGAUGUUUGUCGGUGAGGAGAAAGCGGGCAAGGAAGGCGACGAGGAUGAAGAGGGAGGUGAUGACGAUGACGCCACCCUUCAAGUUGGUGGUCCAAGAGCAGGUGUUCCAGAUAAAGGCAAAGUGCAGCCACGAUGGCCCACAAGGGUUUUUGCAACACAGGUUGUUCAAAGGCUAAUGAGCGUUUGCGAUACAGAAAGAGCACAUCUAGACUUGUCAUUGGCAAAAGAACUGCAAAUGUCAUCGGGUAAGAUACUACUGACACGUCUCAUUUAG